This is a messenger RNA of Tricharina praecox, 540 nucleotides long. RefSeq lists its product as uncharacterized. The transcript is spliced from 2 exons. The coding region runs from base 1 to 540 and encodes 179 amino acids. The record is from RefSeq and is a predicted model, not a curated record. Lineage: Eukaryota; Fungi; Ascomycota; Pezizomycetes; Pezizales; Pyronemataceae.
AUGGACAGACCAGAACGGACAGACCACGGCCAGCGCGGCCGGGCCAUACCUAUCGCAUACAUACAUAACCAUCGUCAUUAUACUAUCGCAUUGCCGCUGCUACAUACUUCUUACUUCCUGCUGUCACCACUCUGCAAAUACCACGCCUCGUCUUCUGCUUCGUCUUCUGCUUCGUCUUCCGACUCAGUGGAGGGAGUACGCGGAAAGAGGAGCGGAGAGGUGGCAUCCAGCAGCCAGAGCCAGAGCCAGAGCCAGAGCCAGAACCAGAACCAGAACCAGAACCAGAACCAGAACCAGAACCAGAACCAGAACCAGAACCACAACCAGAACCACAACCAGGGCCAGGACCAGAACCAGGACCCGAGCCAGGACCAGAACCAGGGCCAGCCCGCCAGCCAGUCAGUCCACCCCGUCCAGCCAUCAAGGCCAUCCCCGGCGGGGGGCGUUAGGAGAAGAACUCUGGGAAGAGCAAAACUACCCCUUUGGACCUUCCCCUCUUCGCCGCCGGUACCCGACUCUUCGCGCGGAAUUCUGUUCUGA